Triticum aestivum (bread wheat) is the source of this 815-nucleotide messenger RNA. RefSeq lists its product as uncharacterized. Lineage: Eukaryota; Viridiplantae; Streptophyta; Magnoliopsida; Poales; Poaceae. The coding region runs from base 79 to 450 and encodes 123 amino acids. The transcript has a single exon. The record is from RefSeq and is a predicted model, not a curated record.
CAUUCCAUUCCCACACAGCAAUCAACGGCGUUCCCCACUCCCCAUUCUCCCUCUCUCCGAUCGCCCAUCUCCGCUCAUAUGGCCACCGAGGUCCUCCGCCCGCACAACAUCCUGCAGCCGCAGACGCAGAGGAUCCGCGCCGCGCACCGGAGGCCCAGCAACCCCGGCACCACCAGGAGGUCUCCUCCUCCACCGGCCACGGCGGUCUCGACGACCGGCCGGAGACACCAUGGAAGGCCUUCCUCUUCUUCUUCCUCGUACGGGAAGGUGACGUCUGCGGCCGCUCCGGCGAGGCGCCCCGCGGUGGAAGUGUACGCCGGCCCGGCCUUCUCCGCCGCGUCCCCCGAGCCGAGCUCGCUGCCGCUGCCGCAGUUCCCGCUCCAGAAGCCCGCGGCCGCCGUCAACGACGCCGCCACGCGUGACCUCAGGCGCAUGCUGCGCCUCGAGUAGCUCGCUAGCCCGGUGCCAGCUAGUGGACAUGAGCUGUAUGUUAGUUAGCAAUCGUCGUUGAGUGGUGCGGCCGCGCGCAGCAAGGCCUCUGGCUCGGUUUUACUGUGUGGCCGGCGGUAUGGUGCGCGGAGGCCGUGGGCUCCGACGACGGCUGUCUGGAAUGAGCACAGCCAGCGAUGUGACCAUGGACCGGCGUGAUGUAAUUACAAGUAGAAUCCCAAGUCCAAGAAUGCCUACAUAUAUGCACGACCACCUCCUUAAUCCCCUUUGUCUCUAGUUAGCACGCAGAUGCCAAAUGGCCAAAGUUAAAGGCUAAGAUUAUUUUCUGUUCAUGUUGAUUAAAAGAAGUUUAUGUGUUUCAAUCA